CUGAAAUGCGUGCGCAUCGUGAACAGCAGGCGCGUUCACGAUGAACAGGAAGUUCACUCAUUCUACGUAAGUGGCGUAACAGUCAGACGCAGCGGAGAGAAAACUUCUGAGAUAUUUCAAGAUUUAGCCGCAAGUAUUUAAAUUUUGGGAGUAAAGAUGUCGUCCGGCGCUCUGUUUCCGAGUCUGGUCAGCGGCUCUAGGGGAAGCUCCAGCAAGUAUCUAGUGGAGUUUCGUGCUGGUAAAAUGAGCCUGAAGGGGAACACGGUUACACCCGACAAACGCAAGGGCUUGGUGUACAUCCAGCAGUCCGACGACUCCCUGAUCCAUUUCUGCUGGAAGGACAGAACCACCGGGAACGUUGAUGAUGACCUGAUCAUCUUCCCUGACGACUGUGAGUUUAAGAGAGUGAGCCAGUGCACCACCGGACGCGUCUAUGUGCUGAAGUUCAAGGCUGGCUCCAAAAGGCUCUUCUUCUGGAUGCAGGAGCCCAAAACGGACAAAGAUGAGGAUUUCUGCCGUAAGGUGAACGAGUUCCUGAACAACCCUCCGAUUCCUGGCGCUCCGGGCAGCGGAGGUGGCAGCGGUCACGAGCUGUCGGCGCUGGGCGGAGAGGGCGGCCUGCAGAACCUGCUGGGAAACAUGAGCCACAACCAGCUGAUGCAGCUGAUCGGUCCGACGGGGCUCGGUGGACUGGGAGGCCUGGGAGCGUUAGCUGGACCUGGACUGGCGAAUCUGCUAGGCAGCGGCGGCCCGUCCGCCAGCAGCUCCUCAUCCAGCUCUAGAAGCCAAGCAGCCACGGCUGCCUCUUCUUCAUCAGCUGCAGCCCCCAGACUGAGCUCCACCCAGACACCCACCACGCCUACGCCUCCUGCUGCCUCCGCUCCUGCCACCACUGCUGCUGCUGCUGCCCCUGCUACUCCAGCUCCAGCUCAGGCUCCUGUGACGCCGGCCUCCGUUGGAAGCCCUCCUCCUCACCAGCCCAUCCAGCUCAGCGACCUGCAGAGCAUCCUGGCCAACAUGAAUGUUCCUGCAGCUGCUGCAGCGCCGCAGGGAUCUGCAGUGGACCUGGCGAGCGUUUGCACCCCGGAGAUGAUGGCUCCCAUCCUGACCAACCCUGAAGUCCAGCAGAGGCUCCUCCCCUUCCUCCCCAGCGGAGAGAGCUUACCGCAGAGCGCCGAGGAGAUCCAGACCACCCUGAACUCGCCGCAGUUCCAGCAGUCCAUGAGUAUGUUCAGCAGCGCUUUGGCUUCGGGGCAGCUCGGCCCGCUGAUGAAUCAGUUCGGUCUGUCGGCUGAAGCUGUGGACGCUGCCAACAGGGGAGACGUGGAAGCGUUUGCCAGAGCCAUGCAGGGCAGCAAAGGAGACUCCAAAGAGAAGAAAGAAGAUGACGAAGACAUGAGUCUAGAUUAGAGACCAGCCUGCCAAGUCCCAUAUCUCUUUCUACUUUUUGUUUACUUUCCUCCCACUUCAGCAUUGUCUUAAAUGUUUUUCUAUACCAAAGGCAAUGUUUCUACACCAUGUAGAUGUCUCUCUUGCUGCGACCAAGCCUUAAGUUUUGCUUUCUGCUCUUGAAGUACAGUCUGCUGUUGGCUUUUUGGGACUAGAUCUUUAUUAAAGUACAAAUUGGAAAAACA
Messenger RNA from Xiphophorus couchianus (Monterrey platyfish), 1634 nucleotides. It is a transcript of the gene adrm1, whose product is annotated as ADRM1 26S proteasome ubiquitin receptor. Gene Ontology annotation, molecular function: proteasome binding; endopeptidase activator activity. Gene Ontology annotation, cellular component: proteasome regulatory particle, lid subcomplex; nucleus; cytoplasm. The transcript is spliced from 10 exons. The record is from RefSeq and is a predicted model, not a curated record. Lineage: Eukaryota; Metazoa; Chordata; Actinopteri; Cyprinodontiformes; Poeciliidae. Bases 157 to 1410 code for a protein of 417 amino acids.